This is a messenger RNA of Lycium ferocissimum, 4139 nucleotides long. RefSeq lists its product as uncharacterized. The record is from RefSeq and is a predicted model, not a curated record. The coding region runs from base 172 to 3345 and encodes 1057 amino acids. NCBI's taxonomy places the organism in Eukaryota, Viridiplantae, Streptophyta, Magnoliopsida, Solanales, Solanaceae. The transcript has 26 exons.
UCGGGUUUCAGACACUUAACCCGACCCGAAUUCAUAUUUGUUUUUUUUAGCACAAUUUCAAAUCAUGACAGAGUUUCUUAUUUUUCACCAAAGUAACAAUUACUCUGUUUGGCCUGUGUACUUCCCUUUCAAAUCCCACUUAUAUACUAUGUCAAUAAUCGUGGUUUGAAGAUGAGUUCUAGUUCUUGGCCUCUGUUGUUUGACUCCUUAAGGAGCAUAGUUGAAACUCUUGAGAAAGCUAAUACUGCUGAUGUUUCUGUGGUUAGAGCCAUAAAACAAUGUUCUGAGACUUCAAGAUGUCUUUUGGCUGCCAGUGAAAGAACAGGUCUGUUAGCUGAUCACAUGCAGCUGCUAAAUUUUUUGCUCAGAAUUGUUUCCAGUUUUCAACCAGAGGCAAGUAAUUUGUCAAAUUCAAGAGGCAAGAAAAAAAUAUCUGGUUCCAGCAGUUUAUGGGAAGUUGAAAUGGUCGCUUUUACUAUGAUUGGCGAACUAUAUUCGAGAUUUGGAUCUUCUUUACCAGUUGACAAUUGGCAAUCAACAAUUGAGAUCCUUAGAAACAUUUUGGAAAUGGUGGCGUCUAAGGCCCUUAUUAAGGAAGAUGGAGCCACUGCCAGGUUUUAUUCCUCGCUUCUACAUUGCCUGCACUUGGUUCUUACAGAUUCCAAGGGACCGUUGUCUGGCCAUGUGGCAGGUCUUGUUGUGGCUUUGAGGAAUUUUAUUCAUUAUGGCCUUACGAAUAAAUCACACGAAAUGUUUGCCAUCGCUGAUAAGAAGCAGAUUACUUCUGCGAGCAUGAAGCCCGAUUUGACAGAAUCAACAAAACCACAGACCGGUCGAUAUAUGCCUCCACACUUACGGAAUAAAAAUCUAAAAAGUUUGCAGUUGGAGGAUGAGAAAUCACUAACACUGUCAUCUGAUUCAGAAAACAGUGAUAGUGAUGGAUCAGGGCGGGGUGCUUGCAAUACACUCUAUGCCAAGACUAGAUUAGCUGCGAUCAUCUGUAUCCAGGACCUUUGUCUUGCUGAUCCCAAAUCAUUUACGGCUCAGUGGACAAUGCUUUUACCAUCUAGUGAUGUCUUACAGCCAAGGAGGUAUGAGGCAACAUUGAUGAGUUGUUUGCUGUUUGAUCCAUUUCCAAAGGCACGGAUUGCAGCUGCCUCUGCCAUCAGGGCUAUGCUGGAUGCUCCAUCAUCUGUUUUUCUUCAGGUUGCAGAAUUCAAGGAAUCAACUAAAUGUGGCUCAUUUAUGGCGCUCUCCAGCUCCCUUGGACAGAUUUUAAUGCAGCUGCACUCAGGGACUUUAUACUUAAUCAAACGUGAAACGCACAGUGGAUUGCUAGCGUCCUUGUUCAAAAUUUUGAUGCUUUUGAUAACAUCCACACCGUAUUCCAGAAUGCCUCGUGAAUUGUUGCCAACAGUUAUCUCUUCUAUUCAAGCUAGGAUUGAAGAAGGCUUUUUGUCCAGAAAUGACCAGAAUAUCCUAUUGGCAACCGCAAUCAACUGCUUGAGUGCAGCCUUGUCAGUCUCACCGUUUUCAGUUGAAGUCAAAGAUAUGCUUGUGGCAGAAGUAUCGGCAGGUUUCAUCAGUACUCAAUCGAAGUCGGGCAUUUUGUCUAUGUUGUUUCGGUAUUGUGAACCAGGAGUAAGCCCAACAGUUGGCUUUGAGGCACUUCAGGCUGUCAGAGCUGUGGCACACAACUAUCCUAGCGGGAUGGUGCUGUGUUGGGAAAAGAUUUCCCAAUUAGUUCAUGGAGUCUUGACUUUCUCUCCUGAGACAAGGUCUUGGAGAGAUAAUGUUGGAAACUCAAAUGAGCCAAUUGGAGACAAAGUCAUAACCGCUUCAAUCAAGGUUUUGGAUGAAUGUCUUCGUGCAGUCUCUGGAUUUAAGGGAACUGAAGAUCUUUCGAGUGAUAUAUCACUUGAUAGCCCCUUUACAUCUGACUAUGUCAAGUUAAAAACAAUCUCGUCGGCUCCAUCUUAUGGGCGACAUGAUUGUGCUGUAAAUAGUGAUGGAGCUGAAAAGCUGUCAGGAAGUGAGCAGUGGCUGGAAGCAAUUGUUAGGCAUUUGCCUCUUAUCCUUCAGCAUUCUUCUCCAAAGGUGAGGGCUGCAUCAGUUACUUGUUUUGCUGGAAUAACUGCCACAGUUUUCUUUUCUCUGCCAAAGGAUAAACAAGACUUCAUCCUGAGCUCUUGUGUUAAAACUGCAAAAAGUGAUGAGGUUCCGAAUGUUAGAUCAGCUGCUUGUCGUGCUAUUGGUGUAAUUGCUUGUUUUCCACACAUUUUCCAAAGUGCAGAGAUUUUUGACAAGUUCAUUUCUCCUGCUGUGGACAACAGUCAUGAUUCCUCAGUAUCGGUUCGCAUAACAGCCUCGUGGGCUUUAGCUAAUAUAUGUGAUGCACUUCGCCACCACGUUGAUGUACAUGGAUUUGAGGAAUUCUUUUCAGUGAGCUCACAGUGUAUCUCCUUGCUGAUUGACUGUGCUUUACAACUUACGAACGAUAAUGACAAGGUCAAAGCAAAUGCUGUGAGAGCAUUGGGUAACCUUUCAAGAGUUGUUAGGUUUUCAAGUCAAUCAUUUGCUUAUGACCGGCAAGCAGAUUCAGUGGUCGGAUCUUCUGGGGGCAAGCCCACAAAAGGUUUGUCCAUUUGCGAGGAUCUGGGAGAAAGUCGAAGUCCACAUGCCGCUCCCUUGGAAAAUUUUAAAUGGCUUGAGAAGAUGGUGCAGGCAUUUAUUUCUUGUGUUACAACUGGAAACGUUAAGGUACAGUGGAAUGUUUGCUACUCAUUGAGCAACUUGUUUUCCAAUCCAACGUUGAAGCUGGAAAACAUGGUUUGGGCGUCAUCAGUUUUUAGCAUUCUUUUGCUACUUCUCCGUGAUUCCUCUAAUUUUAAGAUCAGGAUACAAGCAGCUGCAGCUUUGGCUGUUCCAGCAACCUUAAACGAUUAUGGCAGAUCAUUCUUUAGUGUCCUUCAAGGUGUGCAGCAUGUUGUCGAGAGUCUGAGUUCUGAUGAGAUUUCGUCACCAUCAAAUUUGAAAUAUAGGUUGGCACUUGAAAAGCAGCUGACCUCAACUAUGUUGCAUUUGCUUGGCCUCACUUCGAAAACAGAUGAUCGCCAUGUCCAUGAGUUCCUAAUGAAGAAAUCAUCCUUCUUCGAGGAGUGGUUUAAGUUGGUCUGCAUGUCUCUUGAGAAAUCACCUAACCAGUUUGAGGCCGAAUAUUACUCUUCUGUUAACCACAAGAAAGAUGUAGUAUUCAGAGCGGUUAGAUCACUUAUUGAGGUGUAUGAAGCGCAUGAUCUUCACGCUGUUGUACAAAGGUUUCACAAGCUAACCAACAUCCUAUAACGGGUUUUCCAGUUUUGGCUCCUACUUUUUCUUGGUCGGUCUGGUGUGUAUUUUCUCCAGCUGCUGCUGCUGCUGCUGCUUGAGCUGGUUGCCCUUGUCCAGUUGACGCUAUACCUUAGCUCUGUAAUUUUGCCAUUUCACUCAGGUUGAAUGACACAAAUGACGACCUGCAGAAUAGUCUGCCGAACAAAGUGGUGGUUGUCUUUUGAUGUGCAUUUUACCAAAAUGGCUGCCUUUAGCAAAAGGAUGAGCAUAAAAGCUCCCAAUGAUUACGUGUAGAUUAGUGUGAGAACAAAGCAGUCGUCUUCUUUGGGAUGUGCAUUUCCAUGGAAGUUAUGAGCACAAAAAAUCAGCAUGAUAACCUGUAAAUUAGCCUGAUGAACAACUUGAUAAGUUAUCGUUGGAUGUGCAUCUCAUCCUGUGCUUGAAUGGUCCUAUAGCAACAGGAUGAACAGAAACGUUCCCAGUAUCCUCUGGUAUUUCACUUGCUGAAAAGAUUUGAGUGGCUGGCUAUUCAAUACAUGGACAUUUCAGUAGGUGUGCAGGAGAAACUUGUACGUUCUCUAUAUUUUGUGUCAUAUGCUAAUCUAUUUAAGCAAUGUUAGUCAUCUGGAGAUAGUCCUGUAUUUGUUGUACUUUUUGUGUAACAAUGUCAGUUUCCGUUCUUAUUAUUUAAGACUGGCACCGCGUAGUUUUCGCCGUGAUAUCUAUUAUCUAUAAAGUAAGGUGUGCAGUCUAUUUGUAUUGAAUUAACUACACCUAAAACAUAACCUACAAAAGACAUAUCUCGUGGA